Molecule: messenger RNA, 4612 nt
Organism: Gymnodraco acuticeps
Lineage: Eukaryota; Metazoa; Chordata; Actinopteri; Perciformes; Bathydraconidae
Product: trichohyalin-like
Exons: 1
Coding region: 1475-3727 (750 amino acids)
Source: RefSeq, a predicted model, not a curated record
UUAACUAUAUUUAUUUAUUUGUUGUUCUUUUCACUAUAUCUGUAAAGCGUCUUUGAGCACCUGGAAAAGCGCAAACAAAAUAAAUCUAUUAUUGUUAUUAAUAGCAGAGUGGAAUAUUUGAUACGAUCAAAUAAGGUCAUAUGGAUGCAAAAAUAAGGCUGCAUACUUCUUUCAGUAUGUAGUGCAACUGCACUAGCAUGCAGAAUACACACAAUUGGGAACAAACGUCUUAUAUCUUGAACUUUAACCCUCUUUCUCAUUUAUCCGUCGCAAUUUUUGCACAAUUUGAACAAUAUAUUAUAGGGGCCAUAUCUAUACAAAACAUGUCUCAGAAGUGUUUUGGUCAAAAUACCAAAUAAAUCGCCCAUUGCAGCAUGCCUCAUACCCCUCUCUUUCAGCCCUGUUACUAAAUAAUAAUAAUAAUAAUACAUUUAUAUAGCGCUUUUCCUGGUGCUCAAAGCGCUAUACAAGCAAGUAAAGUAGAAACAAAAUAACAACAAAAGUAAAAAGUGCUAGGUGGAAUAAGGGCGAGGGUUUAGUGGAUUAGGGGUUGAAGGCAAGAGUGAAAAGGUGAGUUUUGAGGGAUUGUUUUAAUGAUGAGAGAAAGUGCUGAUUCUGGGUCAGUGGCUUCAAAUGUAACCCAUUUUGCUCUCAGAUUGAUUGAUGCUUUUAACUUCAAUAUUUAAAAAAAAAUCCCGGACCACCCUAGAGGAUGUUAGGUCCACUCCCCACUUGUAAAAAUAGCACUUUACCCCUGCUUACACCUAUAUGCCGUGAGCUGAUUAUCGAGCCUUCAUUGUAACAGUUGCAGGUGUAUGUGCGUGUGGGGAGUGUUGCAGUAGAAAAUUCAACUGAAGCGCCCGGGACAUUAAUGGGAAACCCCACAUGUUUGAGCACCCUCUAUACGUCAAGCUACCCCACAGCACCCCCAAAAGAAAAUAUCUGGCGCCGCCACUGCACACCGGGGACACAAAACACAUUGAAAAGUGCAUUUUGCAUAAUAGGUGACCGUUAAAAUAAAAAUAUGUGAUCUUAUGCUCGCCACAGAUGGAGAGCUUUCCAAGUUAACAUUGAUUGAUAUGACUGCGAUUAAAUCAGCAUAUACUUCUGCCGGGGGAUGCCACCCCUCAACAUCUCUUGCCACCCCAUGAAUAUUUGUCUAGAUCCGCCCCUGAUUGGAAUGCAUUAGUUUAGAAUCAGGUGUCAAUUCAAUAAUGUUGGUUGCCUAGCAACUGUAUAGGCAACUUGGAAUGCAAUUAUUUGAAUAACUUAAUAGUCGAACAAAGUGAUGUCACACGGAAUGUGCAGAGGUCACUAUCUGGUCACAUGAUGCAAUGAUGUCAUUAUUGGCUUUUAUCUUGUAGAACCAAAUUCUUAUAGGAGUCUUGAGUCCAGCAGUUCGUUGAGACACAACACAGGUUGCAGUACAGAGAGUAUUUUCGCAACACAACACCACAACACAGAACAAACUGAAAUGGCUCAUCCAAUCUACAAUUCCUGCAUAUUGAAGCGCCGGGAUCAAACAAUGAUGCGCAAACAGGCAGAGGAGGACUAUAGGUCUGAGUCGGCUGCAAAUGAGGUGGAUUUCAAGAGAACGGACCGGCACUUAUCAUUGGCGCUUGACGCAGCCAAGGAUAAGAGGUUCUUCCAGAAUGAAAGUGUCAGGAAGUUCCAUAGCGACCUCUUAAAAGAAAAAAUAAGAAAGGACAAUGAAGUUAUUGCUGCGUAUAAUAGAGAGAUAGCGAGGAAGGCUGACCAACAGAGAAGGGAAAAGGAAGAAGAGAUACGUCAGUUAUGUAUUGAUGCUCAGAGAAAAGAGGAGGAAAAAACUUGUCAGAGACGCCGUGAUAAUGUGGCUCUGAAAAACGAGCUUAUUAAGAGGACCAAGGAGAAGAAGCUGUUGAGAGAAGAGGAGAGACGGCAGGAGAAGAAAGAAAGAGACCAUCUCUGGGCCCUCGAUGAACAGCAUCAACAGAAUCUUAGACAUGAGCAACGAAAAGAACUGGAGGCAAAGGACAAAAAGCUAAAACUUCGCAAAGAGGAAAUCUGUAGAAAAAACUGGCAAAGAGAAAGAGAAAUUGAAAAACUGAACAUGAAGGAUAAAGAAACUAAACGUGUUCAGACUGACAUAGAGGAAGUGCUGCAGCAGAGAAAACAGGAGAAGUCAGAACAAUUCAAGAUGAAGCAGAUUCCUAAGGAUAUAGUUAAUGACCAACUGGCAGAUGCUAAAAAACAGCAGGCUGCUCAGAGAAUCCAGAGAGACAAGGUGAAGUUCUCCAAGGAAGUGGCCGAGGCAGAGGCUAAAGUGAUACAACGGCAGAAGGACGUGAAGGAGAAGAGGGAUGCGGCUCUGAAGAGCAUUGCCACUUACAGAGUGGAAAAACAUCAUAGAAAUGAACAGAAGGAGAGAGAGGAGAAAAAGGCCAGCCUGGACUCGUUACAUCAACUGAAACAGCUUGACAGGUUGUCUGAGGAGCAAACUAAACGAGAAGUGCAUUUAAAAAGACAAAACAACAUUAAGCAUCAAGAGGUUGUAUUAUCUGAUGCUGCUAAAAAUAAAGCCCUUCAUCAACAGAAGAUAAGAGAGGACGUAUAUGCUUCCAGAGAAAUGGAGAAACAGAUUGCUGAGGGAGAGAAUCAAAUCCAGCAAUACAUGCGGCAGGAGGGCGGGCAUCUUCCAGCAGCUCAGACAGGACAGGAGAUGCCAGAUUACAAUUACUUCUGUCGACAAACUGAUGAGCGGUUGCCCAAACGUGGUACUGCCCCAUUUAGCAGGGCGUGCUUAAUGAAACGGUAUCUGGAACGCGGCAGCCUGCAGCUAGCCACGGUGGAUGUGAGGCCGCACGAUCUGCCAACACUUUCCAGAGCUGGUGAUGGUUCAAAAGAUGCAGGUGAACCGUUGCCCACGAAGGCAAAUUCUACAUGGCAGCGCACCCCUUCCUCGGAGGAGAAGAUAAAGCAGUACCUGGAAAAGGACAAGUUUCAGCUCAAAGAGAGCAGUACUGCUGAUCUGCGGCCAACCCGCCCCCCAACCAUUAAAACACCGGGAGCACCUGCAGGAAGACACUCUGCCCCAACUGGGGUGGAGUCAUCAAAGAACCGUGGGAAAGAAAUAGGAGAGCGGUUGCCCAGAUUGGACACUCCUAAAAGCCGGGACACCAAGCAGGAGAACAGUAAAGGGAACCUGCAGCGUACCCUCCUCACACCACUUCACAAGGAGAACAGUAAAGGGAACCUGCAGCGUACCCUCCUCACACCACUUCACAAGGAGAACCGUAAAGGGAACCUGCAGCGUACCCUCCUCGCACCACUUCACAAGAAGAACAGUGAAAAUAACCUGCAGCGUACCCUCCUCACACCACUUCACAAGAAGAACAGUGAAAAUAACCUGCAGCGUACCCUCCUCGCACCACUUCACAAGGAGAACAGUAAAGGGAACCUGCAGCGUACCCUCCUCACACCACUUCACAAGAAGAACAGUGAAAAUAACCUGCAGAGUACCCCCCUCGCACCACUUCACAAGAAGAACAGUGAAAAUAACCUGCAGCGUACCCCCCUCCCACCACUCACAAUAACAAACACUCCUGCAGUAAAGAUCUGUUCCGCUCGGGUUGUGUUGCGAGACCACAGGACAGUGACAGGGGAACCAUUGCUCAGAUAUGCCACUCGGCAAACACAAAUGAUCAAGAGGGAGCAGGAGCACCUCACGUUAGGUAGUAUGUAUUAAAUGGCCAAUCUACAUCCCCCCCCUACCCCUCUACUCCCCUACCCCACUUUUCCCCCUCUACCUUUAAUGUAAUGUGUUCCCAUUGUUCCCCCUUUCCCCCUAAAUCCAUGUAGUCUUCAUGAAUGGGUUUUCUCCAGGUAUUCUGGGUUUUUCCAACAGACUGAAUGUUUCAGCAUUAAAAAAACACCCGGGGGGGAGGGGGGGGUGCACGCUUACAGUAAUUGCGCCGCAUAAGUGCCCCGUUAAGCAGGGCGUGCUUAAUGAAACGGUAUCGGGAACGCGGCAGCCUGCAGCUAGCCACGGUGGAUGUGAGGCCGCACUUUCUGCCAACACUUUCCAGAGCUGGUGAUGCCCGCCAUGGUUCAAAAGAUGCAGGUGAACCGUUGCCCACGAAGGCAAAUUCUACAUGGCAGCGCACCCCUUCCCCGAGGAAGUUAUCUUUAACUUAAUGUGUUCCCCCUUUCCCCCUAAAUCCAUGUAGUCUUCAUGAAUGGGUUUUCUCCAGGUAUUCUGGGUUUUUCCAACAGACUGAAUGUUUCAGCAUUAAAAAAACACCCGGGGGGGGGGGGGGGUGCACGCUUACAGUAAUUGCGCCGCAUAUGCGCUUCGGGUGAGGCCCCCUCCGCGAUGUGAGGCCCCCUCUGCGUGUAGGGAGGGGCGGGCCUGCUUAUUGUCUUAAAUGGAAUAAGUAAACUGUUUACUGUUUUAAAUAUUUAUCAAGUAAUCACAAUUUUGAUUUGAAACUAGCGAUAGAGACCGUAAACUUAUAAAGAAUAUGUUUGCUGGAAGUGAUACCGAGUUAAUGAAGUGAUAGGAAGAUUAUUUUCUCGUUAACUACUGUUCAAAUGUUUUUUUUUUUCAAUAAAUGGAUGUUUUCAAAAUAAA